Messenger RNA from Lasiosphaeria miniovina, 900 nucleotides. RefSeq lists its product as uncharacterized. Bases 1 to 900 code for a protein of 299 amino acids. The record is from RefSeq and is a predicted model, not a curated record. The transcript has a single exon. Lineage: Eukaryota; Fungi; Ascomycota; Sordariomycetes; Sordariales; Lasiosphaeriaceae.
AUGCGUGACGUGCUCCGUGACACGGCGCGCAUCACGAAGGCAGUUCUCCCGCCGCUCCUCAAGCGGCUCGGGCGGACUGACGACGCGCGCUACUCGAUCAAGCACACCCUCAGCGACCCGCUCCGGCUCGACCCGGCCCUCUGCCCGCGCCUCAGCCGGCCGGCGCGCAUCCUCGUCGUCAAUGACGACACGCUCAACGCCGCCAUCAAGCACACACUACCGCACGCUAGCCCCGCCGACAUGACGCCACCUGCCGUGGCCAACUUUGCCAACCGCGAGCGGCCCGGUGGCGGCUGGCUCAACGGCGCUAUGGCGCAGGAGGAGUCACUCUGCUACCGCACUUCGCUGUCGCUUAGCCUCGACGCCUCCCGGUGCAGCCGCCACUACCCGCUGUCGGCGCACGAGGCCGAAGUCCUCUACAGCCCCUACGUCGUCGUGCUGCGCAACGACUUCGCCAGCGGCCACCGGCUCCUCCUCAACUCGGGCUCCGCGGGUGACGCCGUGGACGUGCGCGACCUACCAGUGGUGAGCGUACUGUCCGUGUCGGCGAUCCAAGCGCCGCAGGUGCGGCGCAUCUCGGCGCUGCCGGGGACGGAACGUCACGAUCCGGACAAGUACGUCUUCCAGCGCGACCGCGACCGCAACCUGACCAAGGACAAUAUGCGAUUGGUACUGCGUACGGCGGCGUCGUACGGGCAUCGGCAACUGGUGCUGGGCGCGCUGGGAUGUGGCGUCUACGCGAACCCGCCAGAGGACGUGGCGCACUGCUGGCGCGAGGUGCUGCGCGAGGACGAGUUUGGCGGGAACUGGUGGCGGUCCGUCAUUUUUGCCGUCUACGAUGCCCAGGACGGGGGAAAUUACGAGAUUUUUAAGCGUAUCUUGGGGGGGUUGCUAGUUUAA